AUGUUAACAAAGUUUCUACUCCUUAGCCAUUUGGUCCCUCUUGCGGUUGCAUCGGACUAUACACUUUCCCCUGUCAGUUACGUUCAAGGGAAAGCCUUUAAUCGUUUUGUCACAAUAUGGCUUGAAAAUACGGACUACAACAAAGCUGCCGGCGACCCUAAUAUCGAAUUUUUUGCGAAGAAAGGGAUAACAUUGAACAACUACUUCGCUGUUACCCAUCCCAGUGAACCUAACUAUGUCGCGGCGGUCUCUGGAGACUAUUACGGCAUCAACAAUGAUGACGACAAUAUCAUCCCAGCAAAUGUGUCUACUGUCGUAGACUUGCUUGAGGAAAAAGGAAUCAGCUGGGGAGAAUACCAAGAGUACAUGCCGUACACCGGUUUCACAGGGAAGUCUUACAAGGAGGAAAAGACUCGCAAAAAUCGAUAUGUCAAGAAGCAUAACCCUUUGAUAAUGCAUGCCUCUGUUGCGGAUUUCCCAGACCGUCGUGCAUGUAUCAAAAACUUCACGCUAUUCUACGAGGACCUUAAGAGUAACAAACUCCCACAAUGGCUUUUUAUCACACCCGACCAACAAAACAAUGGACAUGAUACCUCAGUAACCUAUGCUGGGAAGUGGCUUCGAGGCUUCCUAGAGCCACUCCUCGACGACCCUAACUUCAUAAACAACACCCUCGUACUCGUCACUUUCGACGAAAACGAUACCUAUUCAAAGCAAAAUCGUGUCUUUAGCAUCCUAUUGGGCGAUGUUAUUCCGAAAAAUCUAAUCGGUUCUGCCGAUAAGGGUUUCUACAAUCACUACAGCGAACUCUCCACCGUCCAAGCAAACUGGGGUCUCAAAUCUCUCGGCAGAUACGACGUCGGUGCCAACGUUUUCGACCUCGUCGCCCAAAAGACUGGCGACUCUCUUCGCAGCCUCGACAUCACAAAAGUCUACCUUAACGAAAGUUACCCCGGAAUCUUCCAUCGCAAAAAAUACGCACCCCUCCCGGUCCCAGAUACCGAGGCUUCUUUCGCUGGAAGAACUGUUCUGGAAAGUAUUAGGAGCAUUUGGGGAAAGGUGCAAAACAAGAGCGUGUACAAGGGUGCGCCGCUAUCGAUACCAUCUUUGCGAAACCCACCGAUUUACCCGAGGGAGUAUUCGCGCAGGAAGAGAAGGGGUGGAAACUAA
Orbilia oligospora ATCC 24927 is the source of this 1170-nucleotide messenger RNA. RefSeq lists its product as uncharacterized. Bases 1 to 1170 code for a protein of 389 amino acids. Gene Ontology annotation, biological process: phospholipid catabolic process. The transcript has 6 exons. NCBI's taxonomy places the organism in Eukaryota, Fungi, Ascomycota, Orbiliomycetes, Orbiliales, Orbiliaceae. Gene Ontology annotation, molecular function: hydrolase activity, acting on ester bonds. The record is from RefSeq and is a predicted model, not a curated record.